This is a messenger RNA of Aphanomyces invadans, 1277 nucleotides long. RefSeq lists its product as hypothetical. The record is from RefSeq and is a predicted model, not a curated record. NCBI's taxonomy places the organism in Eukaryota, Oomycota, Saprolegniomycetes, Saprolegniales, Verrucalvaceae. The transcript has a single exon. Bases 1 to 1047 code for a protein of 348 amino acids.
AUGGCCGACGACAUCACGAUCGGGCCACCUGUCGACCCUACCAGGACGCCGCGGCCGUUUCCAACCACCACCCUCACGCUGCCACCACCAACGUCUACAUGGGUCCCCGCUCCCAGCACUACAUCUUUUCCCCAAACAACGUCCCCCACUUCGACAAGCCCUCCCUCGCCAUCAUCAAAUAAACCAACGCCGUCGCCGUCGACUUCGUCCCCAAAUCCUUGGCCCCAGCCACCCUCGACCUCGUCAUCACCUGAUGCGCCAUCGCCAUCACGAUCCAACGCAGAGUCGAAACCCAUCCCAUCCACAAGUGUACCCACGACGGUGUCUAGCACUGGGCCCUAUCUGUCGUCCAGAGUGCCCGAUGUCGUCGCGGCGGAGACUGUACCCACUCCAGACGUCGUCGUCGGGGAUUCGCGUGCCGACCGUACACCAGCUUCGACCGCGACGUCGGCUCUCUCUUCUGACGACACGACGUCCAGCCUUGGCUCCUCGCUGAUCGUCAUUGUCGGCGUUUGCGUCGUUGGGAGCGUCGCCGUGUUCUUAGCUCUCCGGCGCCGCCGCCAAACGAACAAGAAUCGCAUGACGAUGGUGUCUCCACCCGUCACUCGUGGCAGACACAACGGCCCGACAGACUGGUGCGACCGGUCGCCCCACCAUCAUAUUAGUUUUGUCGAUGCGAUCCUGACCAAGCGCGGCCCCCCCGUCUCCCUCUAUUCCCCCGGCAGCACCCGGGGCUUUGACUCGUUGGAGCAACUGAGUAAAGUGGCACCGCCCCCGUCCUACGUGACGAGUGUGGGGGCGACCGGGUUGGCCGUCACCACAACCUAUGGAAAGGCCGUAAAGGACCCACCGUCGAACCAUGAGCGCGUGGCACUAGAGCCCCCUCGCCGGCUGAACAUGGCCGUGGCAGCCACCGUUCCAUCGAGUGCGCCCUCUCACGUCGUCGAGGACGUUAUUACACUCGGGCUGCCCCGCCGCGAGCGUAUCGAAGUCCAGCAAGUCAUGGCGUCGCCAGCAUCGUCUUCGCAAACCACAUUCUCGUUGUAAUGAGAAACACCCGUUGAUAUCAUCGUGUGGCUUCGUCCACUCAAAGGAGUCGAAUGCAUCGCAUAGCGGGAAACAACCACGCGACCAUCGUCGCAACGGCACGCGUAGACCUGGGACGGCUUGCUCCAAGUAGUUCUUCCCUGGGUCAAGAGUAUUCAUCGUGCUAACGGGCCGCCCACUCAACAACCUCGCUCGUUCGAGAGGGACAACGCGGCAUGCUGCGCUGAAAC